Branchiostoma floridae (Florida lancelet) is the source of this 1871-nucleotide messenger RNA. Its product is annotated as phytanoyl-CoA dioxygenase, peroxisomal-like. The record is from RefSeq and is a predicted model, not a curated record. NCBI's taxonomy places the organism in Eukaryota, Metazoa, Chordata, Leptocardii, Amphioxiformes, Branchiostomatidae. The transcript is spliced from 7 exons. Bases 48 to 941 code for a protein of 297 amino acids.
ACCCCCACAACUCGGAAUGGUACAAUCUUCACUUCCACACAAACAAGAUGGCCGCCGAUCCGUCGACUUCGGAGCCCGUGUCCAAAAAAGCUCGAACAGGCGAGGGUCUGGUGUCCACCUGGCCCAAGUUCACGCACAGGAUGAACCAGGAAGAAGUCAAGACCUUCUUCACGGAGACUGGGUACAUAAAGGUCCCUGAUUUUCUCUCGGAGGAUGAACUAGCGGCGCUGAACAGAGAACUGAUGCGGUACCGGCGGGACGUUGUGCCGAACAUCUCCAACAAGGACGUUUUCUACGAGGAGAAGGACAACCCCGACACCAUCAUCCGCCUGGAGAGGAUGCAGACAAACGACGACUUCUUCAAGGACCUGGGCCACUCUCCUGCAUUUAACGGACUGGCAGAUCUGCUGCUGGGGGAGGAGAUGGAGCCCAACAAUGUGCAGUUCUUCUCCAAACCACCAGGGGCAAAACCCACACCUCCUCACCAGGACGGCAAGUACUUCAUGCACGACAAAGGAAUCACGUUCUGGUUGGCGCUCGACGAUGCGGACGAGGAGAACGGCUGCCUGUACUACGUCCCCGGGACACACCUCAUGGGGGAGCUCCAGCACGAGAAGUCCACCGCACUGGGCUUCAGCCAGGGGCUGGCAGACUACAGCGCUGAGAUGCAGGAAAAAGAGGCCUGCAUGUCGGCAAAGAAAGGAAACACUAGUAUGGCAGAGAAGGAAGUUUGCAUGGCUGCCAAAAAAGGUUCCCUGCUGGGGCACCAUCCCUACACAGUACACAGGGCUGGCAAGAACAGCUCCUUGACCCGCUGGCGCCCUGCCCUGGGCCUGACCUACUGGGCCAAGUCCUGCCAACACGACGAGGAGCUCAAGAGGAGACACAAAGAGUACCAGAAGAAACUCCUGGAGGAGCUGGAGAACAAAGGGCGCAUCUAGGGGCAAAGGUCACCCCCUCAGGUCAAAGGGCAUCUUCGGUCAAAGGAAAUUUUAGUCCAUGUGUCCGUUGAGGUCUAAGAGCAAAAGCUGGAUCUAUAAUGUCAGGUUUCCUGACUGUAAUAUUUGAAAAGGUUGCAGGGAUUUAAAGAUGUCUCGGGUUAAAGGGCAUCUGAAGUCAAAGCAUACCUGUAUUACGAGUACAUUGUCAGACUACAACUAUAGCAUUGGAUGAAAAGCCUUUAGAAUCUUCUCAUUUUGUUGAUAUAGUUAUCACAGACAGGAGGACAUGUUUCUACCAGCUUUUGAUGGUGUGUAUAUUCACUUGUGAACUGGAUAUCUACUGAUUGUAUUAUUUUGUAGUUUUCUCCUUCGGCAUACAUGGACACCAGCUUUGUUACACACCAGCUUUGCACAAACCACUUGCUGCUCAGUGGAAGAUCUGCCCAAAGCUAUAGAGGAUAGGGAUGGAGGGAGAGAGAGAGAGUCUUGUUCAUCCGUGCAAACAGCACGACCAGAUGAUGAUGAUGGUGGUUAGGUUUUAAAUUGAGGCCCAAGAGAUAUGUUGAUAGGGUGUUUAGAGGAUUCUACUCAUUUACUGCUUCUUGUUGCUAAGACACUAUAUAUAUAGCUUAAUAUGCUUUUUCUUGCCAUGUGGAAAGAUUAUCCAAUUUCAGAGCUGUAUGAAAGUUCCCCUCUAUGGGCUUGUUAGUGGAAGGACUGCUAAAAGUAUGAUUCAUCAGAUUGAAAUUUAUACAGACAAGACUAGUCAAACCUGCUACAUUUUAGCAUGGGGUGCCUUAUAGGGUGAUGAUGUAAUUGUCAUUAUGUUAAUAUGACAUAUGUAUGUACAGAGGGAUGUUGUAAGAAUUUAGUGCUGAGCACAUUGUCAAUUGACUUGAACAUAUUAAAUUUCUUUCAGAGCACUUAUAA